Molecule: messenger RNA, 1356 nt
Organism: Nerophis lumbriciformis (worm pipefish)
Lineage: Eukaryota; Metazoa; Chordata; Actinopteri; Syngnathiformes; Syngnathidae
Source: RefSeq, a predicted model, not a curated record
AUGGCUAUGGCUGUGGCUGUGGCUGUGGCUGCGGCUGUGGCUCAGGCUCAGGCUGUGGCUGCGAGGGCUUGGAGGGAUGAGGACGACCCGAUUCUCGAGCCUGAAGGCACUGGCCAGCUGGGAGAACAUGUCUACAAGUUGACCCAGAAGAUGCUGGCGCCUUCUUCAUUCGAGAAGCAGAGCGUCGGGCUCAUCAUGGCGGUCGACAACCCCUACACCACCGUUGCCGGGCUGAGGCUCCUCGCCAUGACCACGGGCAAGGAGGAACACAGGGACACGGCUGACGUUCUGGAGAUGUUCCAGAGGAUGAUCUCUGUGAUGAACGCGCGCGGUAAUAACUACCGAUGUGUGCUACGGCCAAGAGCACCAUCCACUUUCGUCAUGCCACUGUUGAGUUGUCAGGGCCCUCGGAAUCCCCGGCACAUUCGAUCCCGUUCUCUCUUCCGCAGCCGAGAGAGGAGUGUAUCGCCGAACAUCUUCGGUACCAUACUCCCGAGGCCACUCGACAGGGAACGGGAGCAUCGACCCAGGGAGGCAAAGAUCCACAAGCGGAUCUGUAUUGGAAGCUCCCGUCGCACUGGAUCCCACGAAAGAUACGGUGGUAGCCGCUGGUCGGUGCAGAGGGAAGGGUACAGCGGCCCCAGGGACAAUUUUUCUUACGACCGGCGGAGAGACGAUGCACAGAGACAUGAAGAAUUCAUGGCUAGGCGGCUGAAGCAGAGGGAAAGGAUUGGUGAGGAAGGUUGUCCCGAAGUGUGGGGGUCUUUGCCAAGAGUGAAAGAAGGAGACUCUGAUGAAUUUGAACCCACCGAAGACAUUGGAAAAUGUAUCAGGUCGGCAUCAGAUUCGGAAGGUGGGUCCAAGAAGUUCACGAAAAAAAAGGCAAAACGCCGAAAGUCCUCAAGCAGCACAGAGUCUCAAGAAGAGGAGGAAACUGGCGAGAUUAUAUGGGUUGAGAAAGGCUCUGCCGAAGUGGGACGUGAAGUGCUGCUCGCACUCCUGUCUCAGGACGAGAAACCUUUAGAUUUUGGACACGCCUUGCUGCCAGGUGAAGGCGCGGCCAUGGCGGAGUAUGUGAAAGCCGGAAAGCGUAUUCCUAGAAGAGACGAAAUUGGCCUGACGAGCAACCAGAUUGCAGACUUUGAGAAAUUGGGAUACGUGAUGAGUGGUAGCAGGCAUCACCGCAUGGAGGCCGUGCGUCUGCGAAAGGAGAACCAGAUCUACAGCGCCGACGAGAAGAGGGCGCUGGCAUCUUUCAGUCUGGAGGAACGUCAGAAAAGGGAGACCCAGAUCCUGUCUAUUUUCAAGGAGAAAAUAUAUAGGAAGAUCAAAGAAAAAGAGAACAGGGCACGAUGA